CUCAAUUUUAUGGAUGCCUCGGAAAUAUCGGUGCGACCAUUCAACCCCUCGGACGCCGAAGACGUGCUGAAAUGGGCGGGUGACGAUAGAGUGACUCAAUACCUGCGUUGGAGCUCCUUGAAAACUAGAGAAGAAGCGCUGUCAUUCAUAGAGAGGGUUGCUAUGCCCCAUCCGUGGCGUCGAUCCAUAUGUGUGAAUGGUCGGUCCGUCGGAUACAUGUCGGCGAAGCCAGGGUCCGGCGAUGACCGGUGCAGGGCACACAUUAGCUAUGCAUUGGGCGUGGAUCACUGGGGAAAAGGGAUAGUGACGGAGGCUUUAAGGAUGGCUAUCCCUCUUGUCUUCAAGCAAUUCCCUUAUCUGUAUAGGAUUGAGGCGUUGGUGGACAUUGACAAUAAAGGAUCUCAGACGGUGCUUGAGAAAUUAGGAUUUGUUAAAGAAGGAUUGCUCCGGAAAUAUGGCUUUUGUAAGGGUCAGGUUAGGGAUUUCUUCAUCUACAGCGUCUUGGCUGCUGAUAAGGUGCCUGUUUGAAUUUGCCUUUAAAAUUAAUUAAUGGUAGGAAAAUCAUGUUUUGGCAAAACAUACCCAAGCACCUUUGUUUUGCCUAAAUUCCCCCCGCCUGCUUCUCAAUAUCAAUUUUACAGUUGAAACAAUUAUUAUUUUGUCAGAA
Molecule: messenger RNA, 667 nt
Organism: Prosopis cineraria
Lineage: Eukaryota; Viridiplantae; Streptophyta; Magnoliopsida; Fabales; Fabaceae
Exons: 1
Coding region: 10-528 (172 amino acids)
Molecular function (GO): acyltransferase activity, transferring groups other than amino-acyl groups
Source: RefSeq, a predicted model, not a curated record